Molecule: messenger RNA, 1065 nt
Organism: Phaeodactylum tricornutum CCAP 1055/1
Lineage: Eukaryota; Bacillariophyta; Bacillariophyceae; Surirellales; Neidiaceae
Exons: 2
Coding region: 1-1065 (354 amino acids)
Molecular function (GO): metal ion binding
Source: RefSeq, a predicted model, not a curated record
AUGACCAUUUUGCAGUACUCCCGUACCCGACGAGUAGCUCGGGGGCGCGGUGGGGGUCAGAAGCUCCCGUCGGUUCGCUGGAGUCGACCUCACGCAGGGUCGUCGUCCGGGAAUGCUACCGCCGUUGUUGCCGGGACGACGGCGACACACAGCGAAAAGCGGAACUCGUCAACAUUGUCUCCCAACGCAACGACAGCGUCCGAGGCUCUACCAAAGGUUCCCGUACUCAAAGGUCCCUCCAAGGCCGUCGAAGGAAAGCGUAAGUUGUUACGAGCUCGCUUGACGCGGGAACGACAAGUUGGCGACCCAACGUUUCCGAAAUCACCUACAAAACGUGCGGAGACAACCAAAUCAAAUAGUAUCACCUCCAACCUUGAGCGCAGGGGACGUCACAAACUGGUACUAGCCAUCCCUCAGGGAAAGGAAAUUGCGCAGGAGACGGCUGUCAAUACUAACGACAAUACAAACAAGCACAGGGUCGCUUUGGCCGUGUCAAAUCGUGGAGGCCGAAGAUCUCGACAACGCCAAGGUCCUGUUCAAGCUCAACCCGUGGCGAAGCGCAUCAAACUGGGUGCAACGCAAUCGACCAACUUCAACGCCCAGGAUGAUAUUCAAGACUACCACGACGGUGCUCCCAACAACAAUUCAAUAGAUGCUCUCACGAGUAGGGUCGGCUAUUCCUAUGAAAAAUUAACUGACUUCGCGUACCGCAAAACGGAACGGCAGACAGCGAGGACAACUUCUCGCCGAGGUCGUGGGAAAAACCGUGGUUUGGUGCGUGUGGCGCCGAAUGAGCAAAACCAGAGUAACGUGAUUUGUCCCACCUACUUGCACGGGGAAUUGUGUACAGAUGAAACCUGCCGCAAACGACACGACGUUCCCACCGAGUUUGCCGUGCCGACAUGUCUAUACUUUCAACGUCACGGUAUGUGCUUGAAGGAGGAUUGUUGCUUUCGGCACGUCAAGGUCAAUCCAAGGGCACUCGUUUGCCCUAAUUUUACCAAUCUGGGGUAUUGCGAAGAUCUGCACUGCCCGUUGACACAUACGCGGGUGGGAUCUAAGUGA